Molecule: messenger RNA, 864 nt
Organism: Kwoniella shivajii
Lineage: Eukaryota; Fungi; Basidiomycota; Tremellomycetes; Tremellales; Cryptococcaceae
Exons: 9
Coding region: 1-864 (287 amino acids)
Biological process (GO): proteasomal protein catabolic process; ubiquitin-dependent protein catabolic process
Cellular component (GO): proteasome core complex; cytosol; nucleus
Source: RefSeq, a predicted model, not a curated record
AUGGCUCGAAGAUACGAUAGUCGAACAACAAUCUUCUCACCGGAAGGUCGUCUCUUCCAGGUUGAAUAUGCAAUGGAAGCUAUUUCUCACGCUGGUACAGUCCUCGCCGUGUUAUCGAAAGAAGGUAUAGCGAUGGCAGCAGAAAAGAAAGUGACAGGUAAAUUACUUGAUCUUUCACUUGCUCCAGGAGGAGAAGGUAUGGGCGGCGAAGGAACGGAAGCAUGGAUGGGAGGUGGUGGAGAGAAGAUCUUCCUGUUAAACAAUAACAUCCUAGCUGGAUUAGCAGGUAUCACAUCCGAUGCUAAUUCGUUGGUCAACUUUGCACGAAAUUCCGCACAAAAGCACUUGUUCACUUAUGAUGAAGAUAUCCCAGUGGAGAUGUUGGUGCAAAGAUUAUGCGAUAUGAAACAGGGUUACACGCAAUUCGGAGGUCUUCGUCCAUUCGGUGUAGCGUUACUUUAUAUGGGCUGGGAUCCAAUCUACGGUUUCCAACUAUAUCAAUCUGAUCCAUCGGGUAAUUACUCAGGAUGGAAAGCCACUUGUGUAGGAUCAAAUCAUUCUUCAGCUACCAGUUUGUUGAAACAGGAUUACAAAGAAGACUUGACUUUGGAAGAUGCAAAGAGUCUAUGUUUGAAGGUCAUGAGUAAGACUAUGGAUAGUACUAAGUUGAGUAGUGAGAAACUGGAAUUCGCAACAAUGACUCUUCACCCGACGUCUAAACAACCUUUAUCAAAAAUAUAUCGACCAUCAGAGCUCGACGAGUUAUUACGUGACUUAGAAUUAGGAGGUACCAAGGAGGAUGCGGUGGGAGCUAUGGAAGGUACAGGUGGUGGCGGCGGUGGCAACGUUGCUAUCAGUACAUAG